GGGGAAUUUAUCUGAUCCACUCACGGAUGGUUUACUUUAAUGACGGCUCACUCAAAUUAUUGCUGUGACAACUUCGUUUAACAUAGCAGCACACAGGAGACUGUAGUGAAUCUCACAACACUACCACCUCCAUGAACUCUUCAAAGAGCAUCAACUCAAACGGAUCGGUGCACACCGCACCCCACAGUACGCCUCAGAAGGCUACAGAGAUUGGGAAGUCCCCGGAUAAAGAAAUAUAUGGUCUCGUAGGGUAUUACUGCAUCUGGUUGGUGUUGGCUUUGUACACGGUGUAUGCUCUUGUGCCAGAUGGGGUGCUGAGAAAUUACGGGAUAGUGCUGCCGAGCAAGUGGUGGGUGGUUGCAAUCCCGGUGUACGUCUGUAGCCUGUGGGUGUUCCUCCUCAGCCUGUACCUGGCAGUGAACUUCUACUGCACCCCGCCCAUAGAUUCGCUGGAUACCAUUCGUGACGAGUUUACAGUCCAUGUACCGUUCCCCAUAAGUCCUGUCCACCAGAAAGCGGAUCCUCCGGUAGAUGCCACUACCGAUGUAACUAGUGAUGUCAAGGAUGUUGGAACACACCCCUAUGCGAUACCACCAGUAGGUGACAUCCCCAUCCAACGGGUGAUGUGUGUGUUGUACCGGCAGUCUGGUACGUAGGUUUUUCCCGCAAGACCUUUCCAAUAGUAUUCUGGUACGCAGGUUUUUUCCACAAGACCUUCCAAUAGUAUUCUGGUACGCAGGUUUAUCCCACAAGACCUUUCCAAUAGUAUUCGGAUCCCGUGGUAGAUGUCACUGCCGUUGUGACUAGUGAUGUAAAGGAUAUUUGAACACACCCCUAGACGAUACCACCAGUAGACGAC
This is a messenger RNA of Sphaeroforma arctica JP610, 859 nucleotides long. RefSeq lists its product as hypothetical. Bases 132 to 656 code for a protein of 174 amino acids. NCBI's taxonomy places the organism in Eukaryota, Ichthyosporea, Ichthyophonida. The transcript is spliced from 2 exons. The record is from RefSeq and is a predicted model, not a curated record.